AUGCCAGCAGCAUCUAGCAAGAAUGCCCCUCAUAAAUUCAAGGGCAGUUAUAAGGAUGUUAGAUCAUUCUUAUCAGACUAUGAACAUUUAUGCAGGAAGCAUGCUGUUAUAUCAUCCAAAGAUAAAAUUGACAGUAUAUUUCGUUAUUGCUCAGAGAGUGUCAAUCGUUCUCUCAAGAGCAUGGACAGUUACAUCCAGUCUAGAAAAGAAAAAGCUGACUGGGAAGCCUUCAAGGAGGAAUUUUGGGAAUUAUUUGAUGCUGAUAGAAGUGAGCGUCAUUAUAAGAUUAGGCAUCUUACUGCCUUCAUAAAGAAAUCAAAGCUCAAACAAAUCAAAUAUCUCAGUAAAUGGAAAGAAUAUAGGAGGAAAUUCCUAAAAAUGUCCAGGUAUCUGAGGGAGGAUGGGGCUAUGAUACAGUCAGAAGAGGACUUGCAAUUUUGGAAAGGUUUGCACAGAAAAACUCGCACAUACCUCCAACUCCAUUUGCAGGCCAAAUAUCCAGAUCAUGAUCUUAAAAGCCCAUUCUCAGUUGCACAAGUUAAUGAAAUUGCACAGCAGAGAUGGGGUAGACAGAACUUUGAUCAGCAGAUCUCUGACACAGAACAAGAAUAUUCAGACAGUGAUUCAGAUGAUUCAGAUGAUAGUAGUGAUGAAGACAGUGAAAGUGAUAAUGAAACCUCAAGCUCAGAGGAUGAAGAUCGAAUUAGGAAGAAGAAACGAAAGUCAGCAAAGCAUAAAUCAACUGCUAGCAAGACUCACAAGAAGAAAACAAAGAAGAGAAAAUCAUCCCAUUCUUCAGAAGAUGAUGAACAGAAGGAGAAAUCCAAUAAAUCAUCAAAUAAGUCAUCAUCACAUGUAUCUCAAGAUGAUGAUGUAGAGGAUCUUGCAGAACAGCUGUCCAAGCUACAGAUAGAUGAUCCCAUAUAUAUGAUCACAUAUUUGAAGGCUUGCAUGAAGACACCAUCAUUAGCUAAUGUGCUGAAAAGACCUGCAGCAUUACAGGCAAAUAAUCAGCCUAUAGCUCCCAGAAUUCCUAGACCAUUUACAGCUGCAGUUGGCAAUAUUGCUAAUGCUACCCCAGCUACUGGGACUAAUAUGGACAGAAGUUGUUUUGGAUGUGGAGAUAAGAACCACACCUUAGCAAACUGUCUCAAAAUGCAGGAAUUAUUACAGCAAGGCAUAGUCAUAAAGAAUAACAUGGGUAGAUUUGUUAUGAAAGAUGGCUCAAAUAUUCUCAGAAACAUGAAUGAACCAUUCUAUCCUGCAGUACAGCGCCAGAUUGGCGCUACUACUAAUACAGCUCAAGUUCAUUAUGCCACUACUAGCAUAGACCCAUUUACUCUAUGUGUCCUAGAGGAUACAGAGCAAUUUGUGGCAAAUGCUCAUUGA
Fomitopsis serialis is the source of this 1389-nucleotide messenger RNA. RefSeq lists its product as uncharacterized. The record is from RefSeq and is a predicted model, not a curated record. The transcript has a single exon. Bases 1 to 1389 code for a protein of 462 amino acids. Lineage: Eukaryota; Fungi; Basidiomycota; Agaricomycetes; Polyporales; Fomitopsidaceae.